GCCUCGUGCUUUGUUUCAAAAGUUGGCGGGAGGAGAAAAGAACCCCCGGAUGGUUGUUUGACAGCUCUGACAGCUUGGAUCUUUUGGAUCUUUCUUGUCGAAUGGCCCAGUCGAACUUGAAGCGUCAAGCGUCAAAGGGACAUGGAAGAUGACGGACAGCAAUACAUGCAAAGCGACUGUGAUAACAAUUCACAAGGCAUCAGAGGUGCCACUUCAACCCAUCAAUGGAAAGCCUACGCUUGUGUACUGGGAUAUAGUCGGGAUUGUGCACCCUCUGCGAAUGGCAUUGGCCACGGCGAACGUGGAGUGGAACGAUGUCCGAAUGGUCUGUGGGCAGAGCAAAGACAGUCAAGCAAACAAGAAGGAAUGGUUCCAAGCAAAGAAAGUCCUGCAGGAGAAGAAGAUUUUGGAGUUUCCGAACCUUCCGUACUAUCUGGAUACAGACGUGCAGUUGGUGCAAACUGAUGCUAUUUUGCGUUAUCUCGGCAACAAGUUCAAUCUCAUGGGAAAUGGUACUGUCCAAGUGCACCGGGCAGAUAUGCUCAUGGAAGAAGCACGAGACCUGGAUUCCACAAUUGUUCGACUUUCAUACGAAGAAGGCGGUCCAGCCGUGGCCAAAUGGCUCUGUAGCAGUGACUUGAGAGACAAGCUCCAAGUUUGGGACGAACUGAUUCGGGCUAGCGGAGCCUUCGUGACGGGAUCAACAAUCACAGUAGUGGAUUUCAAGCUCUACACAUUCCUCUACAAAUUCCAGGUUGCUCAGGCUUCCCUGAUGAUAUCCGAUUGCCAAGUGCCAGCCUUGCCUUUUUGGGUUCCUGCGUAUCUCGACCUUGUGCAAAAGGCAACACCACAACUGGAGGCAUACCUAAAGAGUCCAGACAUGCGAAUCCCAAUCAACAACCCCCAUGCACUCUUUGACAACUUUUAGAGACCAAGGAGAUCUAGUAGAAGAUCUUGUAAGUAUAUUCGGCAAUGCCCUAGUUCUUCAAGGACGGUAUAGCGACAGUGAUGCUGUGUGUCGUUCCGGUGUAAUCCGUCUGCCAAUAGUGCCAAUAGUUUGUUGGUUGUGGUUGCUGCGGAUACGUAGGACUGUGAACUUGCGUACUGCUAGCUAGCCAGGAUUUAGAUUGAACUGCAGGUUGAAAGAACUGAUGGAGGGGCUUCGUAGAGUAAAGAGUGCUAUCAAUACUUAUGACACGAAGAGCUAUAAAAUUUAGUUGUAGAUAUAUUUUCUGUAGAGCAAGCAACAUCAGUGGA
Molecule: messenger RNA, 1257 nt
Organism: Seminavis robusta
Lineage: Eukaryota; Bacillariophyta; Bacillariophyceae; Naviculales; Naviculaceae
Source: the annotation of a GenBank genome assembly